AGGUGAGGUCCAAAGCUCUGGUGUGCCCAGGGUGGGAGAUUUCAGGUGCUGCUACCAGGCGGUUGCUGGAUGGGCUACAUAAGCAGCUUAUUUUGUCAUUUUAAUUUUUUAAUCCCACGCAUUCAGUUGCGCGCUCUUAUUAGUAAGCAUUAGCUCUCUAAGUCCCGUUAGCUCCACUGAGAGCUGAGGCUUUGCUUGUGGGGAUGUCAGUGGGGAGCUGUGGGCCUGAUCCUGAAACCGGUGGCAUCCGUGAUGCCCCACAUGGCUGCGGGUCUCAUCCUGACCCCACAGGAUCAGAGCUAUCACGGCUUAGUUCUUUCAUCCGCUGCCCCUUUCCUGGCCCCUUUCCCAAGCCAUGAGCAUCCCCAGGAAGGCUCCCUUCGGAGCCGAUGCAAGCCCGGGGCUGGCCCCGUUUGGCCACUCGUUGCUUUAUUAAGGCAACUAUUUUCUUGUUUGCAAAUGCAUAUGUUUUAUUCAAACUCACUUCUCUCUCCUUCAGGUUUUCCAUUGAACCCCGAGGCCACCCCCAGGGCUGUGCUUUGCUAGAGAAUCUCCGGCUUUGAGUUAAAAAACCAAUUGACUGCUUCUCUUUAAUAAAAUUAUUCCUGCCCUCUUUAAAUAGCGCGGUGGGUCCGUUCAUGGAGAUGGAGCAGCUCAGAGAGGAAAAAGAGGAGGGAGAAAAAAAAGAAAGAGUAAAACCACACAUCACCCCAAACCCCUUCUGCCUAAUCCAACUGAAUUAGAGGAUUUCGAAGUGGAUUUAAGACUAAAUCUUGAUUAGGGAGAAUUUCUCUCCAAGAGCUGCUGCACGUAGUAUUAAUGGGAAGUGAUCGCGGACAGAGGAAAUAGGACAGAAAUAACUGAGGGUAGCACAUACGCACUCACGUCUGUGCACGAACUGAAAGAAUCGCUGAAUUUCUCAAGAGGAAAAGGGAGAAAUUAAGCAUCGACAUAAGACUGGGUGCCACAGGGCUGGCUGGAGAAGCGGGGAGCAGCCAAAUCUUUGCUUUAUUUUGGUGGAGGAGCUUGCAGGUGAAAAGCAAGUGGAGUGCACGGCUAAGGGGGAGAGCUGGGAGGAGAGACGGUCUCUGCCAGCAUCUCCAGGCGCUGGUGUUCGUCCUCUGGGCUCCACAAGCUGACCCCCAUGCUCUCAGGACACAUGCCUGGAGGUGCCCAUGGGAUCCUCUCUCUGAUGACCGUGGUGUUUGUCCUUCCAGAGGUGUCUGGACUCCAGUGUUACGGCUGCAACAUCAUCGUGGGCACCAAAAAUGUGGACAUGGGGUGCUCUAACCCAGAGGUGAUCACCUGCUCCCACUCGCACCAGGGCUUCAAACACCGGUUCUGCAUUAAGACAGAGAGCGUGGUCCUGGGCAUCCUGCUGACCAGCGGCUGUGCCACCUCCCGUCACUGCCAGCAGCAGGAGCUGCCAGGGGUCCGCAUCCACUGCUGUGACACAGACCUCUGCAACGGCUCCCCCAGAGCCCCCCGGCCACCCCCUGGCCUCGCUGGCUGCUACCUCCUGCUGCCCUGCCUCCUCACUGCCCUGCUCCUGUCCUGAGCUCCCAGGGAUGGAGACUGUGGGACCCUCGGGGAGGGAGGGUGGUAAGGAUGUCCCUGUCCUGGCUGUUCUGGUGCAGAGGAAGCCCUACUCUCCCCUCUCCUUUAUAAAAGGUGUUGAAUGCUUUGUCCUGGACAGGUUUUGGAGAUGCCCUGGUGGCAUCUGGGGCACCUUCCCAGCAGACGCACCUUGGGGCUGAUACAAAACUUGUUCAGAUUUGGAAGAAUCAAAAUAAAUCAUAGAAUAGUUUGGGUUGGAAGGGACCUUAAAGAUCAUCCAGUUCCAACCCACCUGCCAUGGGCAGGGACACCUCCCACUGGCUCAGGCUGCUCAAGGCCCAUCCAACCUGGCCUGGAACACCUCCAGGGAUGGGGCAGACACAACUUCCCUUGGCAAGACACUGGUUCCGGUGUCUCACCACUCUCAUGGUGAAGAAAUUCUUCCUUAUAUCAAGCCUAAAUCUGCCCCUCUCCAGUUUAUACCCAUUGCCCCUCAUCCUAUCCCCACAAGCCUUUAUGAACAGCCCCUCUCCAGCUUUCCUGGAGCCCCUUUUAGGUACUGGAAGGUCGCUAUAAGAUCUCCUCUGAGCCUUCUCUUCUCCAGGCUGAACAACCCCAACUCUCUCAGCCUGUCCUUGUAGGGAAGGUGCUCCAGCCCUCGGAUCAUCUUUGCAGCCUCCUCUGGACGCGCUCCAUUAAAAGAGGAAAAUCAGAAAACAAAAGGAAAUCAGAAAACAAAUCCUGUGAAAAUACGAACAGCAAAGCCGACACGUUCUCCUUCUUUCCCCUUAAAAUAUUCUGUAUGAUUUUCAAGGGUGCAAGAAACAUUUCCUUGGCAGCUGGGGUUCUCCUUCCUCUCGGUUAUUUCUCUGCCUCCUGGGAGGAUGGGAUGCUUGGGGGCUGUUUCUCUGGACUCGGGGUACCAGCAGCCCGGGACGAGUCGAGCCCGGCUCUUCCCACGAGAGGGCAUCCUCGGUCCUUGCUCCACUCCUCUGGAACCCCAGGGAUGCAGCAUCUCCAGCGGGGUCCGAGGGGUGGGUGGGCGAUGGGGCGGAGAACAGGGUCCCCUUCUGAAAGAAACGGGUAUUUUAGACAUUAUCCGAACAGAAAAGGCCAAAUGGAAGCUUAACCAGCAAACUCUCGUCCCAUAAACAUUGCAGCCUAAGUGGUUUGUUCAAGGUCAUCUCUGGGGUUUGCGGUGGAGCUGGGAAUUAAAUGCGUGUGUCUCAAGAUCCAACCUUGUGCUUUUAUCACCAGGGAAACAGCAUAAAUAAUAUUUCUCACUGGUGAGAAAUAAAAGAAAUGUUAUUAUUUUUUUUUUUAAUCUUUAGAUUCUAUGUUUUUUAUCUUUAGAUUAAAAAAAAGUGUAACACAAAAGACCUUUUCCAUGUGAAACAUCAGCUUUUGCUGACACUUUUUGGAUGUGUGUCAGAAAACGAGUCAGAACUCUGCUAAAAUUAUUAUCUGAGGCACCUUCCCAGCAGAUGCAGCUUGGGACUGAUACCAAACGUGUUGAGGUUCUGAAGAUUCAAAAUAAAAGGAAUCAGAAAACAAAUCCUGUAUGAACAGCAACGUGAACCGAUUUCCUUUCUUCUCCUUUAAAACGUUGCUUAUGAUUUUCAGGGGAGCAAGAAACAUUUCCCUGGCAGCUGGAGUUGCUCUCGCUAUGGAUUAUUUCACCGCCUGGAUGAGUGCUGAGCUCUUGCAACAAAAACUCUAUGGCAUCAGCCUGCUCUGUUAUCAAUUCCCAUUUCCAGGCUGGAGGUGGGCUCCCAGCAGAGAGGACAAAGCUGGUGGCUGGGGGUCCUGGUGUGGCAUGGACCCCAAUGCCAUCCAGCAGCAUCUCGGGGAGAAGUGAUGGGCGAGGAGCUCCUGUGGUCCCUUCCAUCGCGGUGCCCUCCACCCCAGUCCCCUCUGCUGUGGUCCCCCAGCCUGCGUGCCUCCAGCUGGUGAUGCUGCUGGCCCUUCUCUGCCCCCCUUGCCCGCCUUGACUCAUCCAUCUUGGCUGUGUAAGAGCCCUGUUGCAAUUAAGUAGGCUGAAGUGCUCCUGAACUCUUUAACCUUUGCCCUGGGAUUGCUCCUUUUGCCCUGGGGCUGUGGAUCAGCUCCAUUGCACUCUCCAAACAGCGCCUGCUACUUAGCUGACAUUUCUUUCUCCUGCUGGAUCCUAUUAGCACCCUGAGGUUGAAAAUGCUACUUUGGAGUGUUGUAAGGAAUGUGAUUUAUAUUGGAAAGUAGCGGCAAUCUAUCUUUCCCUAUACACACACUGCACAUGAGGCUGGAGAGCUAAAUCCACAUCGCCUGAACAAACAGCAACAGGGAUAAUUGUUGAGGAGGCUUCGGACACCUAGCGGGGCGAAGAGAUUCCGUGAGACGGCACAAGCACUGGGGCCAGGGGAUGCUGAGCUCCGGGCAGGCAGCAGACAACAGGAAACCUCCUCCCAGUUGGGAUCUCAUCCCCGCACCAGUGCAAACUGGGCACUGCUGGUUUCCAGGCAGUGCUGAAGACCUGAGCUGUUUGCCUGGGCUCCGGUUGUUGGGUCCAUCGUGUACUUCUUCACCCUUUUCCUUGCGUGGUGGUCUCGUAUCAAGGGAAGACCAGAGCUGAGCAGAAUUCCUGCUGGUUUGUCUUCAUGGGAGUAUCAUAGAUAAUGCAAUAUGCAUGGGAGGCAGAUGAAAAUAAGAAUUGAAUGGUGCCUGAAGGAGGGCUGAUUAGCCUUUAUCAGAUAUGACACACUAACCACUGAGGCUCCUUGCUGGAAUACCAGGUUAAAAUCUCUGCAGUGUCAAAUUUCGUCCUCCUAAGCAAAGAGACACUUUCCAUAGUGUUUAUGUGAAUCUUCUGGAUAAGCCCUGGAGACUGAAACCUUCUCAGCUUCAUGUGGGCAUUAAAAGUCCCACCCACGUGUUUAAAAAAAGCCCCAAACCCAGAAACGUAAAAGCUGACAUUUACUCUAAAAUGUCUUCUUCCUGCAUGGCUGCAUGGCAUCCCGUGUGAGCGGCACUGCCGCCCUCCUCGCCGGAGCUGCCUGCCUUUUAGCGGGGCUGAGGGCAUCCCUGUGGGCAGGAACAGCCCGGCUGGAAGCCAAGAGGUUAUUUUGCACGCACAAAAGUGUGCGCACAAGCGCACACACACACACACACACACACACUAGCACAGUGCUUUCUGGGAGAAAAACCAACUACCAAAAAACCCCAACCCUAAGCAGCCUCUAUGUCAAAAGCCCUUUUAUAAAAGCCUCAGUAGUUGAAGAAUUGCCAUUGUUUCAGUCUCCAGUGAGUGCUAGUCUUAAAAUAUUUCCAGCUCAGAGCAGGCUUUGACAUUCUGCCCAGACCCAGGAGAGGGAACAAACAUGAGUUCAGAAAUGUUUCUACAAGGCACAGAUCCUUCUUCUUUUUGGAGAAUUCAUUUAGCGUCUCGUGUCCUGUGGCUGCUUCCCCCUAGAGUGGAGGAAACACCCCAAAACACCUCCAAAAGUAGGGAUAUAGGGACUUCUCAGAGACUCCCUGUAAAGCAGGGAGAGUUGGGCUGGUUCUCACGCUUUGCUUUCCGUGCUGGUUACUCAGCCUUCCACUUGUGAACAGCAAAACCAUUCUUCACCCCAGAACCCCGGGCUGCUCUUGCUCAGAGGGUGGUGGCUGUGCAGAACCAACUCCCCACCCUGCUGGAUGUGAGUGCUUGGUCCAAAAGCACAGGCUUUAGACCCUGGAAAUCAAAAGAAGCAGAAAGUCUGCAACGAUAUGAAUCCCCCUUCACCUUUUUUAUGUGUUCACCAGUGAUCCUGGAUGAGCCAGAGUGCGAAUAUAAGAGGAGGAAGCUCGCAAUGCUUCACUCUCUCCAUCCCUGCCUAUGGAAAGGGCAUAUGAGGGAUGGACCACUGCGCACGCACUCACUGCAGCGCUUGGUGAUGGGAGCUGGGGUGGGAGGAUCUCAGGACAAGGCAGUCCCUGGGACUUGACUUGCUGGGGACUCAGCACGGCUCUUUGGCCAGUGUUUGUGUUUUCUCACCCUUUCUAUUUCCAUAAUGUAAAAUGAGGAGGACAGGAGCUGAGAUGUACUCAGCUACGCUUUUGCAGACCAAGGUCAUCCCCACCUUCUUGCACACAGCUUUAUGGCAGAAAAAGCGUGGAAAACUGUCAGAGAUUUGCAGGCAAUUGGGAACAAUCCAGCUGCUGCAGGGUCUGCAUGGAGCACUGAUGCCCAGGGCUGCCUCGAGCACUGCUGAGAAGCUGCGUACCCCAAAGAGCGUGAGCGAACGGGUGCUUAUCUCUGCUGCGAGCACACCUCGUGUUGGAUAAAGGGCAGUGUUUACCCAGGAACAAUGUGGGGUUAAAAUUUAGUAAGUCCUUGUGCAACUCUUUAUAGUGAGGCAGUGAGGACAAAUAAACAUUUCUUAAAAUCCAGUCAGUAUUCGGGCUCGCUGUUUAAUCCAUUCUCCGGAAAUGCACGUUGUUUAUAGGCGUUCGUUGCAGGAGCUCAGAACAGCAGGGGUUUGAUCUACUCCAAAUUUCAGGCAAAAUAAUGCGAUCCUCAUUCUUCCCUUGUUUGUUCCUAGGAGAGAACACAAGGUCAAAUUUUCAGCUGGUGCAAAGUUUGCUCUGAACUACUGAAUAUUUUUUGUUUGAGGAAGUUUUCUCUC
This is a messenger RNA of Cuculus canorus (common cuckoo), 6197 nucleotides long. RefSeq names its product ly6/PLAUR domain-containing protein 1-like. The transcript is spliced from 3 exons. The record is from RefSeq and is a predicted model, not a curated record. Bases 1145 to 1558 code for a protein of 137 amino acids. Lineage: Eukaryota; Metazoa; Chordata; Aves; Cuculiformes; Cuculidae.